AAAUUUAAAAUUUUUCUGAAGGUCCUGGACCUUCUCCACCUCCCCCUGAACCGCCAACAUCGCGUCCACACGAACCGCAAAUAUACGUAAGGGUUGAAACACCUAUCAUACACAUCAAAGAAAUAGGAAGCACUGUGCAUCUCAAAUGCGAAGCCAGGUCUCUUACUUCACCAUCUAGAUCUGUAGUAAUACACUGGCUGAAAGAAGGGGGUGAAUUGCCCUAUGAUCGAUUCAUAGAUGAUGCGCGCGGCCUUUUGGUGAUACGGUCUGUUAGAGUCUCUGACUCGGGUAGAUACAUCUGUGAGGCUUCAGAUGGGGUUGAAGUAGUCACUGACUAUGUAACAUUGCACGUAGGGGACGGAAAUGAACCCGUAGCUCCAAGAGUUUCGAUAUAUCCCGAAACAUUAGACAUAACUGAAGGUGAAGAAAUAACGCUUCGUUGUACAUCAUCCGGAGUACCAGCACCAAAUCUCACGUGGGUCAAAAGAACAGGAGAUGCUUACAGUAAUUUGCAAAGUAUAUCACCAGGAGUUAUUCAAAUUCCUUUUGCUACGAAAAAUGACGAGGGAGAUUACGAAUGUAUUGCCACAAAUGAAAAAGGUACCGAUCGUUUUGUGGCCCGCGUAUAUAUUAGAGAAGGAUCUGGAUCAAUCAUGAAACCGAGGAUUACACCGGGCUCGUAUUAUGGUAAAAGUGGUGACAAAUUCACGUUGACAUGUCAAAGUAGAGAAGCAUACAGGAGCAUCGACUGGACGAGAAAGGACGGUCAUUUAUUACCAUACAGUUCGAGUGUCGAGAAUGCAGUCCUGACCGUAUACGAUGCGAAACCUGAAGACUCAGGAGUUUAUGUUUGUACAGUGACAAGCUACUCGGGAACACGUGGAAACGAAUCGGCCGUGGUAUCCAUCGCAACAGGAACCCAAGGAGAAUAUCCAGAAGUUCGUAUAGAGCCUCAGCGCCAAACAAUUUCUCAAGGAUCCACCGCCGAAAUAGUUUGCAAUGUUUCUGGUUUCCCUCCACCGACAAUCAAGUGGACGAAAGUUGGAGACGCUUUACCACCCAACGCCCAACAAAUCGGCUCAGUACUCCGUAUCAAUAAUGUACAAAUUUCUGAUAGGGGCGUCUAUGUUUGCGUCGCUUCAAACGAUGUCGGUAUCGCCCAAGCGUCAUCGAUUAUCGAGAUCGACCGUCGUGAAGCACCCGUAGUUGAAAUAUAUCCGUCUAAAACUCAGACCGUCACGAUCGGUAGCAGUGCCAUUCUUCAAUGCAGAGUUACCGCUGGAAUUCCGCAACCUACCGUGGUUUGGAGUAGAUCUAAUGGAUUGCCUUUAGGAUCAACUGUUGAGCAACUUUCCAAUGGAGUUUUAAAAUUCAAUGCAAUUGUAAACGAAGAUAAUGGUGAAUACAUUUGUACAGCAGAAAACGCCGCAGGAAAAGUAACAGCUGUUGCCAAUAUUGAAGUACAAACUGUUCCUGUUGUUACUUUAAGACCUUCUGGAACUGUUACUGUCCGGGAAAAUGAUUACGUUCGUUUGGAGUGUCAAGCAGAAGGAUUCCCACUUCCAACUGUACAAUGGUCGAAAUAUGUUCGAACUGAAGCCACCUUAAGGUAUGUUUUUUCAAAUUUUAACAUUAUAUUGUUUCAUAUUUCAUUAAAAGUUUAUGCUGGUGAGUUUUUAUUAUCUUUGUAAAACG
Messenger RNA from Agrilus planipennis (emerald ash borer), 1695 nucleotides. RefSeq names its product basement membrane-specific heparan sulfate proteoglycan core protein-like. Bases 654 to 1691 code for a protein of 345 amino acids. The transcript is spliced from 7 exons. NCBI's taxonomy places the organism in Eukaryota, Metazoa, Arthropoda, Insecta, Coleoptera, Buprestidae. The record is from RefSeq and is a predicted model, not a curated record.